AAAAGACCAGCUCUUGUGGGGUUCCUAACAGCAGGAGUUUUGCUUGUGCAGUUUUCAAACCUCUCUCCUCUCUAUUUUUUUUUUUUCCUUUCAAUUUCAAAUACAGAGCCAUUUGCAGAGAGGACUGAAACUGAUGAUGAAAGGAUAAUGGAUGGGAAAGAGGGUUGGUCCUAAUGCAUGAUACCUGUUGGUGGGUUAGGUAGCAACCCCUGCCCCUCUCAUUGGACCCAUCCCUAGAUUCCUGCCUCUUCUGUAAUUCUUCUUUUUCUUCCAACUCAAUUCUGUUUUUUCUUAAGUAACCCUUCUUUAUUUUCUCAUAAGAUAUCACAAACAUCACAAAGUUUCUUCUUCUAUGAAACCCUAAACUCUUUUUACCCAUCUCAAUACUUUUUUUUUUUUUAAAUUAGUUUUAAAAAAAAUCAGAUUUCUUUGGGAUUAUAAGUAUUUUUUCCUCUCCCAAAGUCACCCAGUUCACUUUAAAAUAUGAAAUACAAUAGCAUUGUCUAUCCUUAUAGCUAUAGAACCAAGCUUCUUGAAAUGUGCUUGCUUCCCAUCCUGAACAUUUUAUUGGACUUGGAUUGGAAUAACUCCAUAAAAUGUUUUAAGAAUCACCACAUUAACAGGUUUAAUUAGUUUUCUAGCUAUGCUUUCUUUUUCUUUUCUCACUUGUCCUGAACAUGCAAAUGUGUGUAUCAACACUUGAGCAAUUAUUGAAACAAAAUUUGAUGAAAAUUUAACUAUUGUUAAUCAAUAUUAAUAAAGGAAAAAAGAAAAAAACAGCUUCUCCCUCUCGAUUAGCAAAGUCAUAUUUAUAAAAGAAUUUUUUUUUUUAAAUUCCCUUUUUUGUCGAAUAAAUCCCUCCUCAUAUAAAGAGAAGUGGAACGAUAGAGUCAUCAAUCAUAUCUCAGAUUAUAUAGAUAUAUAUAGUAUAAAAGAAAAAAAGAGUUUGUUCCUAGAAGUUGAUAAGGUAUAUAAGCUAUCCAUCUUACACAGAUCUCUGCAUCACCUUCCAAUUCAAGAAAUUCUAAUUUUCCUUCUACUCUGAUACAUCAAAUCUUUCUUUUGCCAUUUUUACUUUAAACUCUGUGUCCACUCCGAGGACCGAUCUGCUGUGUAUCCUUCAUUCCUUGAACAUCAUGACAGUUCAGGUUAUGAAUAUAUAUAGAGAUUUCUAAAUACUAUUUGAGGCUUAUUAAAACCUGUCUGCUGGGUCAUGUCUUGCAAUGGGAUGGCUUUCUUCCCAGCAAAUUUCAUUCUCCAAACUCCUCAUGAGGAAGAUCAUCAUCAACCCUCAACUUCUAUCGAUCAAAUGCUACCUCCAUGCACAUCGCAAGACUUUCGUGGUGUUGCAUCAUUUCAAGGGAAGAGAUCAAUGUCAUUUUCAAGGAUAGAUGUGUGUGAAGAAGCAAAUGGGGAGGAUGAUUUAUCAGAUGAUGGUUCGCAGGCAGGAGAAAGGAAGAGGAGGCUUAACAUGGAACAGGUUAAGACUCUAGAGAAAAACUUUGAGUUUUGUAACAAGCUUGAACCUGAAAGAAAAAUGCAGCUGGCUAGAGCUCUUGGUUUGCAACCAAGGCAGAUUGCUAUUUGGUUUCAAAAUAGAAGAGCUAGGUGGAAAACCAAGCAACUAGAGAAAGACUAUGAUCUCCUUAAGAGACAGUACGAAGCAAUCAAAGCAGAUAAUGAUGCACUCCAAGCUCUGAACCAAAAGCUUCAUGCAGAGAUAUUGGCACUGAAAAACAGAGAACCAACUGAAUCUAUUAACCUUAAUAAAGAAACUGAAGGUUCUUGCAGUAAUAGAAGUGAAAACAGCUCAGAUGUCAAGUUGGAUAUCUCAAGGACACCAGCAAUUGACAGCCCGUCAUCCACUCAUCCAACAAGCAGAAACCUCUUUCCAACUUCCCUAAGGCCAACAGGUGGUGGUGUUGCACAACUAUUCCAAACCACACCAAGGCCUGAUCACCUUCAAUGCCAAAAGAUGGAUCAAAUGGUUAAAGAAGAAAGCCUCAGCAACAUGUUCUGCAGCAUUGAGGAUCAAACCGGGUUUUGGCCAUGGCUUGAGCAACAACAUUUCAAUUGAUAAUUUGAACUCAUCAAUCAAGGUGUCAAAUUUGGAAUAGUCCCCCAUUUCCCAGUUACAAAAAGGUUUUAGAUCAAGAGGGCAACUAAUCAUUAUAUAAUAUCCAAUGUUUUGGUACCUAGAGAGAGUGGUGUAAAAAGUAGAAGUUUUAUCAAGUGAAAACUUUUGAUGAUCAGGAGGCGGCUGAAGAGAUGAUUAUGGUUAUAUAUAUGAUCAGGUUUCCUAGGCUUAGAGAGAAAGAGAGAAAGAUGUUUGCUAGGUUGGAUCAUGCGAGAAGAAUUUCCAAGUUAAAUUAUACUUGAGUAAUUUGCUAGUGAUGACUAGUUGGUUUGCAGCAGCAGCUCUAGCUAUAGCAUGGGCCAUGAAAAAAUAUAAAGGGGAUUCUCUCUCGCUACAUAUUUUAUUAUUCUUGUCUUUUGUACUGUUUGAAGAAAAAAAAAUUGCUUGAGUGCAUCGAAGAGAGCCCUUGUAAUGGUUUUUUUUUUUGCUGAAUUCAUCAUUCAAUGCUAAAGGGUAAACGCCAGUGGUGAACACAAUCUACUUGAAGUUAAUAAACUAUUAUAUCUCUUUUUUUUAUAAAAAAUGAAAAUAAAAAGAGAGAAAGAGAGACUGAGAGAGUAUCCAACGCACUUUCCAAGAGUGAAGAUGACAAACAGAUGAACAGCAGAAGAAAACAAGGAGAGUUGGAAAUGGUCAUUCUCGUGAAGGGGACGUUGGCAAUCUUGUGCUGACAAUCAAGGAAUGGCAUCCGCCAAAAGCCAAUGUAACCACCUUUUGGCCCUAGGCAGAGUCUUACUGCAUUACUGCACUCCCUUUUUUGAGUCUUUGAUG
Messenger RNA from Durio zibethinus, 2908 nucleotides. RefSeq names its product homeobox-leucine zipper protein ATHB-13-like. Gene Ontology annotation, cellular component: nucleus. Lineage: Eukaryota; Viridiplantae; Streptophyta; Magnoliopsida; Malvales; Malvaceae. The record is from RefSeq and is a predicted model, not a curated record. Gene Ontology annotation, molecular function: DNA-binding transcription factor activity, RNA polymerase II-specific; sequence-specific DNA binding. Gene Ontology annotation, biological process: positive regulation of DNA-templated transcription.